GAGCAGAGGGGUCGGAGAAGAAGGCUGCAGAGACUUGGUUUCCGCUGAAAUGACAAUGUUAUUGCUGGAUAACGGAGCUUACAACGCCAAAAUCGGUUACAGCCAUGAAACUGUCUCAGUUAUUCCGAACUGUCAGUUCAGAUCAAAAACAGCAUGUCUUAAAACUUUUACUGCUAACCAGAUAGAUGAAAUAAAGGACCCUUCUGGACUCUUUUAUAUUCUUCCUUUUCAAAAGGGCUACUUGGUGAAUUGGGAUGUUCAAAGACAAGUUUGGGAUUACCUUUUUGGAAAAGAAAUGUAUCAGGAAUCAAUGAAUGAAAUCUUAUUUGAAGAAUACCAGUUUCAAGCAGUAUUAAGAGUAAAUGCUGGGGCUCUCAGCGCACAUAGGUAUUUCCGGGAUAAUCCUUCUGAGUUAUGCUGUAUCAUUGUAGAUAGUGGGUAUUCUUUCACACACAUAGUUCCUUACUGUCGGAGUAAGAAGAAGAAAGAAGCAAUUAUUCGGAUAAAUGUGGGAGGAAAACUCCUAACCAAUCAUCUAAAAGAAAUCAUAUCUUAUAGGCAAUUACACGUUAUGGAUGAAACACAUGUGAUUAAUCAAGUGAAAGAAGAUGUAUGCUAUGUGUCUCAGGAUUUUUACAGAGACAUGGAUAUCGCCAAGUUGAAAGGAGAAGAAAACACAGUAAUGGUAGACUAUGUUUUGCCUGACUUUAGUACAAUUAAAAAGGGCUUUUGUAAGCCAAGAGAAGAGAUGGUGUUAAGUGGAAAAUACAAAUCUGGGGAACAAAUUCUUCGUUUGGCCAAUGAGAGAUUUGCUGUUCCAGAAAUACUCUUCAAUCCUUCUGAUAUAGGCAUUCAAGAAAUGGGGAUUCCAGAAGCUAUUGUCUAUUCAAUUCAGAACUUACCUGAAGAAAUGCAGCCACAUUUUUUUAAGAACAUCGUUUUGACAGGAGGAAAUUCCCUUUUCCCAGGAUUUAGGGAUCGAGUUUACUCGGAAGUUCGAUGUCUCACUCCAACAGAUUACGAUGUUUCUGUUGUGCUGCCUGAAAACCCUAUUACUUACGCCUGGGAAGGCGGAAAGUUGAUAUCAGAGAAUGAUGAUUUUGAAGAUAUGGUGGUAACCAGAGAAGAUUAUGAAGAAAAUGGACAUAGCAUCUGUGAAGAGAAAUUUGAUAUUUAAGAAACAUUUCUGAAACUUAUGACUUACUAUGACAAAGGUUUAAUUUUUCAGCGUUCUUUUUAAAGGAAGUUAAGGACCUGUGUUAGCUUUCAUCCUAAGAUAACAUCUUGAACUUAUGUAAAUACUCUGCUCCAUGGCUAAUUUUCAAAGGUUUCUUAGCUAGGUAGUAAGUAAACUGUAACUCACCCCAUAUUUUCAUUUAGGAGCUAGACUUAUUCUAACAAUGCUUACGCUGUUUCUGAGAGUAAGUUAUCUUUCAUUAAAAGAUGAAAGAGUGA
Messenger RNA from Dama dama (fallow deer), 1455 nucleotides. Its product is annotated as actin-related protein 6-like. The coding region runs from base 50 to 1177 and encodes 375 amino acids. Gene Ontology annotation, molecular function: nucleosome binding. The record is from RefSeq and is a predicted model, not a curated record. The transcript has 2 exons. Gene Ontology annotation, cellular component: Swr1 complex. Lineage: Eukaryota; Metazoa; Chordata; Mammalia; Artiodactyla; Cervidae.